AGACUAGGAAUGCGUUUGCCAACUUGAGGAAGCAUUAACCUAAUCUCUAAGAGAAGAGCCAGGGUUGCCCAGAAUAUGGCAGGAGUUAGGAGCAGCCAGUGGUUCUGUGGUGGGUGAGGAGCAGGAGGCAGUAGGGAGGGGGAAGGUGCCGCGGCAGCACCCACGGGACCAUCACAGUCGCCACUGUAGCCAUGAGCACCGCUGGCCACCGCUACUGCUGCCACUUCAGCCCUAAUGGCUGCAGGUCCCACCGCUCUGCCUCCACCACCAUCGCUGCCAACUUACCACCAUCGCUGACACCAAAUCUGCAACUGCCGCUGUCACCACCACCACAUCUGUACCUCCAUCAUCAAUACCAACAGCACCAGCAUCACUUCUUCACUUUGCCGGUGAAUCCAAGCGUGUGUCCCUCCUCUAUCACAAUAAGAUCAACUGAGUUGUGGCAUACCAGCUGCAUGAGACGAUCUGACGUGGAUCUCCUAACUGCUGUUUCUUCAUCUACAUUAGAGCACUGGCCAGACCUGACAGCUCAGAAUGACGUAAGUGAGGCUGGAUCGAAACAGCCAGGAAAAGAACUCAGCAGAGAGAGUGUCUCCAGUUCCUCAAAUGUCUCUUUCUCCUGUGUGUGGAGAGCCCAUGCAUUACUCUCUCCCGGCACUUUGGAACACAGCCAUGAUUGUGAGCCCCAGGCACUUCAUGGUGCCUCCUUCUCUGAGGAUGCCACCCAAAUGUAUGGUCCCAACUCAAGGUGGAUCCUCCCACCGAAAAAGAUGCAGACUUUUAGGAAACUUCUCCUUUUGCACAAUCUAGUUCUUCCUUGAGAAUUAAAGAUUGCCAACUCCCGCCCCCGCUUCUUACAUCGCUCCAGGAAGACCGGUACCCUGCUUUGAAGUGGGACUGCUCGGUUAAGAAACAUCCUUCCCUGAGCAGUUCCAGGCCCUGAACAUCUGUGAGGUCUCCUCCGAAGAUGUGUUCUUUACUGCAGAGCCCCAGAGAGUGGGUGAACCCAUGCUUCAGCAGCAAGAGCUGCUCUCUCAAAGUUCAAGGGCUGAAGACCAAGUUAUAGGUAUGUGCCACCACAACCUGCUGGGAGAAGGGUUAAAAACCCCCAAAGGAAAGCCACAAGGGAUGGACUGGAUCACUGAUCUUCACAAGGAGUGAAAAUGUGGGAUUCAUCACAUAGCCACAAAGAAAUGCACUUUUUUUUUUUUUUUUUUUUUUUCUGGAGGUGAAUUUUCUGCUUGCUGAACAGAGCAGAUGGCUGUGCUUGAGAUGGGAAAGGAAAUUGCUAGCCCCAUCCUCUGGCAUAGAAUUGAGGAAGAAACAAUUGACUAACUCACCAGUCUGGGCUCUGAUUCCUCUUCUGUACCCUCUGAAGGUUUCUCCUGCAGAUGUGCCUGUCAUCAGAGAGUCUUUGAGGAGCACUGACCUUCUCCUAAACCAAUGGAGAUCUGCCUCACCUGUGCGAUGUACCCAGAUUCUCAGCCACCUUCCCUGAGCCCCUGUAGUCUGUUCCUGCCAAGCUGCAGGAUUUCUUCCUUUGAAUUCUCUCUUUCUGCCCAGUGGGGUACAUAGUAGGUUUCUGUUUUCUGUAUACAUACAUACAUACAUACAUACAUAGAUGCCAUUUAUUUCUGGAGUGGCCAAAAUGGAUGGUGCUUGAAGCUUUCCUAUAAUGCCCCACAUUAACAAAGUGGCCACUGUCCUGAUUUGUCGUUGACUUUUCCAGCUUCAGCCUCAGCAAACUGGCAUCCUUGGGUGGCUUACUGGAAGAUUCCAUAUGUUCAUCUUCAUGGGUCCUUCACAUCACGGAAGAGGAUGACAUUAAACAAAUGAUUCUACAACAAAAUGAGCAGCUUGCCCUCUGGAUUAGUGGGCUCUGCACCUACUGACUUAGCCAAACUCUGACUGAAAAUUUCCCAGAAAUUGCAUUUGUACCAAAAAAUGCAGACUCUUUUCUUCCUGACAUUGCCCCCAAAAACUACAGUGUAACAUCUGUGGUGUAUCUCCACUGGAUGUGGGGGAUGUACACAGGUUACACAGGAAUGCUGUUACAUCCACAUAAGGGCUUGGAGCAUCCUGGAGGAAGGAAGGAAGGCUACUCUGAAUGAGGGCAGGAACACUCUACAGGCCAGGACACUGGACUCAAAAAAAAAAAAAAAGGAAAGCAGAAAAGAAAGCCAGCUGACUACCAGCAUAACAGCAUCUGCCUCUUUCUAUAUCCUGAUCUGGCUAGACGGCAGUGAGCUCCUAAUGCCACCAUCAUAGACUGCAUCCUCUGAACCAUGAGCUGCAAUAAACCUUCCCUCUGGUGUGCUGUUCUGUCGGGCAUUUUGUCUAAGCAGUGAGAAAGUAACUGAUAGAAUUACUCUAAGUAUUCUGUGCCCAGAAAUCACACCAAUGAAUGGAAAAGUGCCUUGAUCAAGAGGGACACAGCCUGUCUAACACAAAGUGAUGGGUGCAGUGAACCGGAGGCCUACAGUCUCUUGGCCCCGAUCACCUGGCACUGCUUGUAUUUUAAUUAGCAUUUCAAGUACCAGAAGCUCUCUCUGAUGAAUUUUUUAAAAAGGUCUAUUGAAAGGGUAUUAGAAGGAAAAGCAGAAACACCAGGUCUUGACAGAGAGAGAAACAUUUGUUUCUUAGGAAGUUGGAGAUGAGUAAGACCAACACCAGGACCAGCUCACUUCAUUCAGUUUUCAUUACAAAAAUUGGCUGCAGCCGUUCAGUGCCCUUGGGUUUCUCUGCCUAAUUUCUUUGUGGUUUUGGUUGAAGACUUUUAAAACAGUUUCUCAUAUAGCCCAAGCUAGUCUCAAACUUAAAAUGUUUCAGGAGGGUAGCUUUGAUUGUGAUUCUCCUGCCUCCACCUCCCGAGAGCUGGGAUUACAGGUGUGUGCUAUCUCACAUGGCCCCUGCCUAAUGCUUUUAUUACAGGAAGAGAGAACCUGGUACAAAAGCUUGGGUCUCAUGCCAAGACUAGACUAGACUAGAGAGACACCGUCAUUGGAAAGCCUAAGACUGCUUGUAGAUUGGCUCAGAUCUCAGACCUCUUGGGCAAGUAUUUUUGUUCAGUAGGCGAUGGGUUACGUACACUGGGAACCCAAUGGGUUAAAGUGAGGAGGCUAAGCCACCGAGGGGCGCUCAGCCACAACUGGGAUAUUGGGGAGCAUCUCAGAAAUGUGCUGGAAAGAUUUUAAGAGCCAGAGGCCAGGGAAGUCCACAGAGAAGCAAUGUCUUCUGGAUAUGACGGGACACUGAACUCACGGCGGCAGCUGUGGCUUCCUGCAGAAGGGCUGAACAGGACUGAGCCCCUCAACUCAAACAUGGAGUGGGAAGGGGCUCAUGAGCCCCACCCCUGAGGAGCUCUGGUCAGCUGCCAGAGGAGGGAAGCGAUGGUUUUCCUUAAGGGUGUAGCUCCUGGGAGGAGGUCAGCCAUGCUCCAGUAGAUGGCCUCCUACCAGGAGUAGAUGGCAGCACUAAUUUGAGUUGAUGGGUUAUGAACUGAAAAAAAAAAAAAAAAAAAGACACAAGUUUGGGGAUAGGAAGGGGCCCCAGAUCUGUGAGGAGUUAAGGGAAAGGAACAGAGUAAAUAUGAUCUAAAUACACUGUACAGCUGGGCGUGGUGGCACCUGCCUGUAAUCCCAGCACUCUGGGAGGCAGAGGCAGGCAGAGUUUGAGGCUAGUGUGGCCUACAAAUCGAGUCCAGAGAAACCCUGUCUCAGAAAGAAACAAAAGAACACUGUAUAAUAAAAUGAGGAGACGAAAAGAAAGGAAGGGGAUUCUAGACCAUGCAUCAGGGUGACAGGUAAGUGCUUAGCCUGAGCAACAGAGGGAACAGUACUGGAGAUGAAAGCUCAGGUACUACCUACUCCCUCCUCUCAAAAGCAGUCAGGACCUUUUCCGUGUCUGCCCCAGGGUCCCUGUCUUCAGAGUAGCUCUCUACUAGCCUUGUGUUUGGCAUACUUUAUUACCACAGGUAGCCCCCUGCAGAUAGCUGCCUUCCUGGGCCCAUGUGUUGGAGCCAUCAAGCCAAAGUGCUUCCUGCUUGUUUGCUCUUGAGCAGCGGCUUAGCCACCCAGCUGUCUCUUCCAUGUGUGGAGUCAGCUCCCCUAGUGAGAAAUAGCUCGCUUUACCCUCCAGGAGAACACCUGACUGUGUGUGGCCUUCACAGUAGAGCAGGGAGUGCUGCUGGUGUCAGGUGGGACCCUGCUAAACAUCAGCUGUGCACAGGACAGCCGGUGAUCAGGCCCUAAUUGUCCACAGUGCUGAACUGAACCUUGGUCUCAGCUGAGAGCCACCGCCUCCCCCUCUUCCUCAAUCAGCCACUCAGAUCUUUCUCUCACGCCCCUGACUGCCUUUUCCUCCGGGUACGCUAUUGCCAUCCAAAUGUUUGGUUGCUGCUUGGCACCUGUGCCUGGACUAGAAGAUGGGGCCUAUGACAUGGCCUUCAGUCCCGGUCGGCUUCCCUGGCAUGCAGUGUGUGUCACAGUGAGCAGGUAUUGUUCAGCGAGUGUUGUUAAGGGAGUGGCUCAGCUCCUCAGAGGCCAGGGGUCAGAGAGCCACAGGAAACCUCGUCCUUGGUCUGGCCAAGCUCUUAUGAGGCAGACUCAGCCUCCGUGGAUGGCUGGCAGAUGUCAUAAGUCUCCUGAGCCCGAGUUUCUGCACCUCUACAGUGAGGCUGUUAACAUUGGCCCUUUCAUCAGGAGCUGCAGUGCAGAGCAAGUAAUGCAUGGGCUGGAGAAAAUGCCUGACUCCGACGAGCCUCAGCAAACGCCAUGUGUCUUCAUCGGUGGCAUUGUCAGUCAGGACCUGCUGGGGCAGGCAAUGGGGAUGAAAGAAUGGGCUCUGGGCUACUAGAUUAGGGAUUAAUGCAGUUUGCAAGGCCAAAGCUGUCUGCCUUUGGUUUGGCCAGCUCUUGCUCCAGCUGUGAUAUGAAUGGGAUGAAGUCUUGCCCCAAUCCCAUCAGAGAGCAUGGAGGGAGGGUGGCAGAUGGCACUGUCUUUGAAUUACAAAAAAUGGGAAGAAAUUGAAGUGCCCCAUUGCAGCAGACAUGGGCCGUGAGAGGGGAGGAGCAGGAGUUGGCCUGAGAGGAAACAGGUGCCUUUUCAACUGGAUCCUCUUGAGGGUAGCUGAAGAUCUAGAGUAAUAUUCUUUUACAGCUGUAAGAGAGAGAGAGAGAAAAAGAGAGGGAGAGGAAAAGAGGGAGAGAGAGAGACCCUUGAGUUUGCACAAGCAUUUUCUGUGGAGUAAUCUGAGACCUUGAUUCUUUGACUAGUAUAAUUUCCUCACUGACCUGGGUCAAGGCUGGUGACAAACCCUGUCCCGUGACAUCCUGACUACAGGCACCUCUAGUCUUCAGAAGACACCUGCAAACAGGCACCUGUACUGGACGUUUUGGUUUCUUUGUAAACUCAAUUAUGUUAUGUAAAUUUGUUUUAAUUCCAAGUGUGGGGUUUUAAUUGGGUGAUAGCUUGUCCACAGCUGUUAAUUGUCUCGUGUGGGGUGUGGCCUUUGACUGCUGGUAACGGCCUGCCUCCUGCGGCAUGGAGAGGAGCAUGGUCCAGGGCUCUGAGGAUAGAAAUAUAAGAACCCAGAAAGAGGAGUAUGGCAUGUGGUGGUGGUGUGUGGCGAGUGGCAGUUUGGAGAGACCACAGACAGACAGUGUGGCAGACAGAUAGAGAGAACCAUUUCAGGGCACAGAGGCUUGGAGGAGACUGCUGACAGCUAUUGAGGGAGAUCGGCAUAGCCCUAAAAGAACCCAUUGACCCUAAACAGCCAGGAGGGGGCCGCGCCCCUCCCACUCACUUUCUCUCCUACUUAGGGUUGGGAGGUUGGAAGGGAGGUAGAGGCCUAAACACCCCAAAUAAAGUAGAGUUUAGAAACAAGCGCUACAGAUACCAUUAUCUAGAAGGAACUCAGGGCUGGGCAGACAACUCCAGGAACUUCCUGUUCGAGCCUGCGCGUGAGCCACCAACAGAGUGGGACGCCGUCUAAUCCGCUGGCCAAAAACCACACACUGUCUCUUACACUCACCAAACCUAACUUUCCUUCACUAUGAAACUUGAGAAACAGCAGGAUCUGCCUCACAGUUAGGCAGACAGACAGACAUGCACAGGUAUAGCUUCUCAUCCUGGGCAGGACACAUAAAAAACGGUUAAUGAAAUCUUAGUAUUGUGGCCAGAAUCGACUUUAAUGCCAACCUGCCCUCUGGGCUUUGGAACCCUAAGGACAGCUCCUGUACAUAGAUUUGUCCUUUGUUCUCAGCACGGCACCUGACACCAGCUAAGGACUCGGUAAAUGGUACUGGCUAGUGGUUAGAGACUGGUACCCUUUGGGACACCCGAGAUUCUUAGUCAGCACCAUGUGACACCAUGGAAUGCUGCCAGUAAUGCGUGUGACUCUUUGUCACUAGUUUGAACUUUAAUCCUAAGUGGAUAAAGCAACCCUGGCCAGUAGUGAAGUGGCCCUGAGUGUUUUCCCAGCCUUUCCCGGCAGCAAGAAGCCUUUCCCCAACCACACCAUAGGCAAUUUGCAUUUAAAUUGGUUUUUUUGCUCAUUACAGAACUCUUGCAGGUCAGCUGGAGUUUUCAUUCUCCAGAGUCAGUAUGGACUCUCCAUUUACCACUUGAGGGUCCCUCAUGCCGCCUGCCUCUCUUCCUGACAUCGAGAUAGAGUCACGGAACCUUGGAGUGGAGGCUAGAUAUCCUAAGAAUAUUUCUCAAGUCUCAUCCACGAGGAGGAAGAAACUGAAGGAUCUUGGAUUUAGAACUCUGGUCUCGUUCGUUCCAGCACUGUCCACAAAGCAUGCUGCUGAGUGCUGGGCAUGCUGAAAUAAAUGGGACACAUCUGCUGCCCUCCAGGGGUUCCUGUCUGGUAAAGGAGAGAAAACCAAGGCUUGAAACAACAACAAAUCACAUUGUAUUCACAGGAAUAAAGAAAUGUCAGAAUGAAUUCCUGCCAUACGACAGGCUUUCAGAAAGUGUUUGUCAUGAACCACAACAGUGUCUGUGUAUGAACACACACAUACACACACACACACACACACACACACACACACACUAACAUUUUCCUUAAAGCACUCCUAAGUAUCUCCUAAGACAGGGCACUUUAAAGUCUCCACUUAAAACCCUUCCAUGCCCAAGAAAUUGUCACACAAUAUGAGCACAAAGUAAACAGUGGAGAUCCACAAACCAAAUAUUUCCUGAUAACAAGCCAAACAGAAAUGUAUUUAAAAUGAUUCUUGCAUACAUUCAGUUUUUGUACUUGUUAAAGACAAAUAAAACUUGCAUCCGUA
Messenger RNA from Meriones unguiculatus (Mongolian gerbil), 7291 nucleotides. RefSeq lists its product as uncharacterized. The record is from RefSeq and is a predicted model, not a curated record. The transcript is spliced from 6 exons. The coding region runs from base 192 to 821 and encodes 209 amino acids. Lineage: Eukaryota; Metazoa; Chordata; Mammalia; Rodentia; Muridae.